Molecule: messenger RNA, 924 nt
Organism: Anopheles aquasalis
Lineage: Eukaryota; Metazoa; Arthropoda; Insecta; Diptera; Culicidae
Source: RefSeq, a predicted model, not a curated record
AUGGUUCGAGAUUGCGAGGUAGUUGGUCAUGAUGGUUUGAACAAGAUUUACGCGUUCAGAAAAAUUUAUAAUGGAGCCUUGACCCCAGGUAAAGCCGUUCAUAAGGCAUACAUCAGCUAUGCAGGUAAAGAAAUUGAAGUGUCGUCCGGACAACUUUUGCGCAAAGGAAACUAUGAAUGGGUUUACGGAAAAAACGGAAGCGUGCCUCCAAAUGCCGUCAUAAUGGGCCAUAACGAUAAUGGUAGUCCACUUUAUAUAAGGCGAGCUAUGGUCAAUGAUGCUUUGACACCAGGGAAGAUUGAUCCUCCCGCUGGAUACUUGUAUAUUCCAUAUGGCGGGAAAGAACACUACAUAACAGUCUACACCGUGCUUUGCUAUAAGGAUGUCCAUUGUCCCGUGUGCCCUAAGCUGCAAAUACCAAAGUCAGAGUGGGUCGACUUUCAGCUAGCAGUUUCUGAGCGGCCAGAAUGUGAGAUAGUUGGUCAAGAUGGUUCGAUGAAGAUUUACGCGUUCAGAAAAACUUAUGAGGGAGCCGUGACCCCAGGGAAAGCCGUUCAUAGGGCAUUCAUUAGCUAUGCUGGCAAAGAAAUCGAAGUGACUACCGGGCAACUUUUGCGCAAAGGAAACUACGAAUGGCUUUACGGGAAAAACGGAAGCGUUCCACCAAAUGCCGUUAUAAUGGGCAGCAUGGCCGAUGGUAGUCCACUUUAUAUGGGGCGAGCUGUUAUCAAUGGUACUUUAACACCUGGGAAGAUCUACCCUCCGCAUGGAGUCUUGUACAUUCCUUAUGAUGGAGUAGAACAUCGCAUUGAUACUUACACCGUACUGUGCUAUAAGGAUGUUUAUUGUCCCUCACCAUCGUGCCCUAAGCCAACAUCGUCCCCCAAGUCGUCGAUUCCGAAACCAUGUGAUGAGUUGAGUUAA